AUGGCACCAGCUGGAGAACUCGGUAGGAGGCUCAUUCCUUGCAUCCUGGAUGAGAUGUCCAGAGAUGAACCGGAUCGAGUUAUUUACUCCAUUGCCAAGUCUGCCGACAUUUCCAAAGGUUUCACCGAGGUUACGGCUCGCGAGUUUGCCAACGCAGUGAAUAAGACCGCCUGGUGGUUGGAAUCUCUUGUUGGCAAGAGUGAAUCAUUCCAAACCAUUGGUUAUAUAGGGCCACGCUUUCAUUUAACGGCUGAUAACACUGCUCAGCUUAUCUUUUUGUCGCCAGGUAACAGCAUUGAAGCUGCUUUGGGUCUCCUUGAGGCGACAAAAUGUAGCCUUUGGGUUCAUCCGGUCGAUUACCCGCCGUAUCCUUUGGUCGAGAAAAUCCAGCAGACCUGGAAGCUGCGUAUUAUGGAGAUUCCCACUGUAGCAGAGCUCCUCGACGCGUCCAGCUCACCUCACUAUCCUUAUACCAAGACCUAUGACGAAGCAAUGGGGGACACGUUCUGCAUCCUCCAUACGUCUGGUACAACAGGCCUGCCCAAGCCCAUCUAUCUCAGCAACGGCUUGCUUGCUACCAUGGACGCCGCUCGCAUUCUACCGCCAUUCGAGGGUGACAACGGCGCUCGUCCUUGGGCAACCUUGUAUGAAAAGGGCGAUAGACUCUAUUCCCCUUGUGUACUUCUUCAUGGUCCCGGAAUCUUUAUGAACCUUUUCGCGACGUUCCUUUUUGACACCCAUAGCGUGAUGGGCCCUGUUGGCGUGCACCCUGACAUGAAUCUGCUCGCGUCACUUGCAGAUCACGGCAACAUUGAUAUUUGGCAUUUCAUGCCUGUGUACGUCAACGAACUGGGCCAGCACCCUGAAGUACUGCAAAGGUUCAAAUCAUCUAAGUUCAUCGGAGCUGGGGGAGGCCCCGUUAGCGCAGAGCUUGCCGCUAAGGUGAAUGAGGUGGUACGUGUUCACAAUCUCUUCGGAACAACUGAAGGCCUCUUUAUGGGUGACAUGCUGGUGGAGAAAGAAGACUUCCUAUGGGUUUCGUUCCACCCUUACGCCGGGUUUGAGUACACGGAAAUCGAGAGGGGUCUGUUUGAGCAGCGCGCCGUCAAGAAUGAACACUGGGCUCUGCAUCAAGGAAUCUUCCAUACCUUUCCCGACGUGGAAGAAUUCAACUCCAAGGAUUUGUUCAUCAAACACCCGACAAAGCCUAACCUCUGGCUCUACAUGGGUAGAAGCAAUGACAUCAUUUGUUUGGAAGAUGCGCAGAAGCUGUCUCCCAUCGAGACGGAGAACAUGAUCUGUGCUCAUCCCAAUGUCAAAGGAUGUGUGAUGAUUGGAAACGGGCAGAAGUUCGCUUGUCUAAUGGUAGAGCUGAAAGACGAUACUCCAAGAGACUCGGAGACCAUUGAAGGGCUGAGGAAAGGUCUUGGGGAUAUCAUUGACCAAGCAGAUCAGAACCAGCUGCUGAGGGGCUACUUGAGAAGAGAUUAUAUCAUUAUCGCAGAUGCCAAAAGACCUCUUCCACGUACUGAGAAGGGAACCAUCUCACGUCGAGCUGCUCUGAAGCUUUAUGAGGAGGAAAUCGAUGCGUUUUAUCGCUUGAAGGGGGAGGCAACUGUAGGUGUUGGGCAACGUACAGCUGGAGGGGCAUAG
Messenger RNA from Fusarium oxysporum Fo47, 1653 nucleotides. RefSeq lists its product as uncharacterized. NCBI's taxonomy places the organism in Eukaryota, Fungi, Ascomycota, Sordariomycetes, Hypocreales, Nectriaceae. The record is from RefSeq and is a predicted model, not a curated record. The transcript has 5 exons. The coding region runs from base 1 to 1653 and encodes 550 amino acids.